Molecule: messenger RNA, 405 nt
Organism: Funneliformis geosporum
Lineage: Eukaryota; Fungi; Glomeromycota; Glomeromycetes; Glomerales; Glomeraceae
Source: the annotation of a GenBank genome assembly
AUGCGCUUCAAAACAUUGGCACCUUUUGUGUUCAGAAUGGCGGAAAAUUCUGAUGAAAUAAUCGAUCAUAUUAAAUUGGAAGGUUCAACACAAAUUUUCAUAAAUGCUCAAGAAAUUCAUAAGAGUAAAUUGUAUUGGGAAAAUCCAGAAAAAUUUGAUCCUGAAAGAUUUAUGCCAUCCACGAGCAAUGAAAUCAAAAAGAAUUCUUUUCUUGCAUUUGGAGGUGGGAUGAGAUUAUGUCCUGGUAGAAAUCUAGCGAUGGCUGAAUUAAAAACAUUGUUGGUUUUGUUAUUUAGCAGAUAUAAUGUUGAAUUGGCUGAUUAUUCUGCACCUUUGAAAACUCAAUGCACUAUAGCAAAUCAUUGUGAAGAAUUAAAAGUAAAGCUUACUAGGAUUAACAACUGA